Molecule: messenger RNA, 859 nt
Organism: Leptopilina boulardi
Lineage: Eukaryota; Metazoa; Arthropoda; Insecta; Hymenoptera; Figitidae
Gene: RpII15
Product: DNA-directed RNA polymerase II subunit RPB9
Exons: 3
Coding region: 325-717 (130 amino acids)
Biological process (GO): transcription-coupled nucleotide-excision repair; transcription initiation at RNA polymerase II promoter; maintenance of transcriptional fidelity during transcription elongation by RNA polymerase II
Cellular component (GO): RNA polymerase II, core complex
Molecular function (GO): DNA-directed RNA polymerase activity; nucleic acid binding; zinc ion binding
Source: RefSeq, a predicted model, not a curated record
UAACAUUUUUUAAACUUUUUAAGUAAAUAAAUUGUUUUUGAGAAUAAAUAAAUAAAUAAUAUAGUGGGCUAAUUAAUUUUUGCAUUAAUUUCAAUUUAUCAACAGUUGGAAAUUCAAAUUUUAUUCCAUCCUUUGAAGAUAGUUCUAUAUAAUAAAAAUUCUAUGACCGAAGCUUUGUGUUGUUGACUUUGUUUUUUUUUUACUGUCAAUUUAAAGUUAUUAAAGUGAAAUAAAGAAAAUCCGUUUAUAAUUAACUAAAUUUGAUUAAAAAUUAAAAAAUAUUUUGAAACGGAAUUAUUAUAUCUUAAAUAAAAAAUUUUAAAAAUGUCUAAAAUGCCAGGUUAUGAUACCCAUGAUGAUGGACCAGGUUUUGUCGGAAUAAAAUUCUGUCAAGAAUGCAAUAAUAUGUUAUAUCCUAAAGAAGAUAAAGAAAAUAAAGUUUUGAUGUAUGCUUGCAGACAUUGUCAUUUGAAACAACUUGCCAGCAGCAAUUGUAUUUAUGUCAACAAAAUUAUGCACGAAAUCGACGAAUUAACUCACAUUGUCGCGGAUGUAAUAUCCGAUCCUACAUUACCAAGAACUGAGGAACAUCCAUGUCCAAAAUGUAAUCAUCGAGAGGCAGUUUUUUUCCAAGCACAAACAAGAAGAGCAGAAGAAGAAAUGAGACUCUACUAUGUUUGUACAAAUCAACAUUGUACGCAUAGAUGGACUGAAUAAAUCAGUCAAAUAAAGAAGUAAAUUUAAUUUUACUAAUUUAUAAGACACAAAUAAUUAUAAUAACAUUUGUACAUUUUAAAUAUUAAGAAUUAUGUAAUUUUUUUUUUUCAUUAAAAUAAAAAUAAAAAAGAUUUUCUAAAAA